Messenger RNA from Meleagris gallopavo (turkey), 367 nucleotides. It is a transcript of the gene MZT1, whose product is annotated as mitotic spindle organizing protein 1. Gene Ontology annotation, biological process: microtubule nucleation by interphase microtubule organizing center; gamma-tubulin complex localization; mitotic spindle assembly. The record is from RefSeq and is a predicted model, not a curated record. Lineage: Eukaryota; Metazoa; Chordata; Aves; Galliformes; Phasianidae. Gene Ontology annotation, cellular component: interphase microtubule organizing center; spindle; gamma-tubulin ring complex.
UUGAGGGGAGGCGGGAGCGCCCGAAUGACGUGGGGUCGGGGGUGAGGGGGCUCCUUCUGCUUCCGGGUGGGCGGUCGCCAUGGCGAGCAAUGCCGCCAGCCUCAACGCCGUGCGGGAGACGAUGGACGUUCUGUUUGAGAUUUCAAGAAUAUUAAACACUGGGUUGGAUAUGGAGACUUUGUCUAUUUGUGUGCGGCUUUGUGAACAAGGUAUCAACCCAGAAGCACUAUCUUCUGUUAUUAAAGAACUGCGUAAGGCUACAGAAGCUCUAAAGGUAAUGCUGUUGCCUAAAAAGCACACACUUUUAAGAGAAUCAGACCCAUGGUUCAGUUUGCUAUACUUCAAUUUCUAAGUUUUCCUUUAAAAU